Phalaenopsis equestris is the source of this 2008-nucleotide messenger RNA. Its product is annotated as chaperonin CPN60-like 2, mitochondrial. Gene Ontology annotation, biological process: protein refolding. Gene Ontology annotation, molecular function: ATP binding; ATP-dependent protein folding chaperone. Lineage: Eukaryota; Viridiplantae; Streptophyta; Magnoliopsida; Asparagales; Orchidaceae. The record is from RefSeq and is a predicted model, not a curated record. Bases 85 to 1824 code for a protein of 579 amino acids. The transcript has 18 exons. Gene Ontology annotation, cellular component: cytosol; mitochondrion.
UGCAAAACCUAAAACCCUAAACCCCCUGCCGCCCUCAAAUUCGGAAAAAUAAACCCGAUUUAUUUUCUUCAAAUUCGCUUCACCAUGUAUCGCGUUGCUGCUGCGCUGGCUUCUUCCGUAGCGAGAGCCUCUGUUUCCAAGAAUCAGGUGUGGGGUGGCAGAAUACUUUUACGCAGGGACUAUUCAGCAAAGGAUGUCAAUUUUGGGGUUGGUGUUAGAGCCGCGAUGCUGCAGGGGGUUAAUGAACUCGCCGAGGCCGUGAAGGUCACCAUGGGGCCAAAGGGUCGCAAUGUAAUCAUUGAGAAGACCAACAAGGAUCCUAAAAUCACAAAAGAUGGAGUCUCUGUUGCAAAAAGUAUUGAGUUCAAGGAGAGAGCAAAAAAUAUUGGGGCAAACCUUGUAAAGCAGGUUGCUAGUGCUACAAACAAAGCUGCUGGAGAUGGUACCACUUGUGCUACUGUUCUAACUCAAGCAAUACUUGCUGAAGGGUGCAAAUCUGUUGCAGCAGGAGUUAAUGUCAAGGAUUUGCGAAAUGGAAUAAAUAUGGCUGUGGAUUCUGUCAUAGCUCAUCUGAAAGACAGAGCAUGGAUGAUUAAAACUCCAGAAGAAAUUGCACAGGUAGCAACCAUCUCUGCAAAUGGCGACAAAGAAAUCGGGCAGUUGAUAGCUAGCGCAAUGAAGAAAGUUAGCAAAUAUGGAGUUAUUACAGUUUCAGAAGGAAAGACUCUGCACAAUGAGCUUGAAGUGGUUGAGGGAAUGAAAUUAGCGAGAGGCUACAUAUCUCCUUAUUUUGUUACUGAUAAAGGAUCUCAGAAAUGUGAACUAGAAAAUCCCUUGAUUCUGAUUCAUGACAAGAAGAUUUCAGACAUUCAUACAAGUCAUCUAAUCCGAAUUUUGGAGCUUGCUUUAAAGGAAGGGAGAUCUUUGUUAAUUGUUGCCGAAGAUAUAGAAGGUGAUGCUUUGGCGAUGCUGGUACUAAAUAAACAUCGCGCGGGGAUGAAGGUUUGUGCCAUCAAAGCUCCGGGUUUUGGUGAAAAUAGAAGAGUUAAUCUAGAGGAUCUUGCUAUUCGUACAGGGGGUCAGGUUAUCUCUGAGGAACAUGAUCUUACCUUAUCAAAUGCGCAAUUAGAAAUGCUUGGGACUGCUAAGAAGGUUACUGUCUCUCUUGAUGAUACCAUUAUUCUGCGUGGUGGUGGGGACAAAAGACUAAUCGAAGAAAGACGAGAACAGCUUUGGACAACAAUCGAGAAAAGUACUGCCACGUUUGACAGAGAGAAAGCUCGAGAACGGUUGUCUAAUCUUUCUGGAGGUGUUGCGAUUAUUAAGGUUGGUGGAGCGAGCAAUGCUGAAGUUGCCGAGAAAAAGGAUCGGGUUACCGAUGCUCUGAAUGCUGCACGAGCAGCUGUGGAAGAGGGUUAUCUGCCAGGCGGUGGUGUUUCUCUUUUAUACGCUACAAGGGAGUUAAAUAGAAUCCAAACCAAGAACAGUGAUGAGAAAAUUGGAGUUCAGAUUAUUCAAAAGGCACUAAAGGCACCUGCUUAUACAAUUGCCACAAAUGCGGGUGUGGAUGGUGCAGUAGUUAUUGGCAAACUUCUAGAACAACAUGACUAUAAUUUUGGUUAUGAUGCUGCUACAGGUAACUAUGUUAACAUGGUGAAGGCUGGAAUUAUUGAUUCUUUUAAAGUCAUAAAGACAGCUUUAGUGGAUGCUGCAAGUGUUUCGGUUCUUCUUACCACCACUGAAGUAGCGGUGGUAGAUCUAGAAGAGGGAAAAGAUGAGUCUGGAAUCAGAAGAAUGCCACAAUUGGAUGACCUGGAUUUAUGAUAAGAUUGAGGACUACGGAGAUUUGUAAGAAAUUUCAAAGAAGAGAAUAAUUUAUUUCUAUUCCAAUGAGCAUAAGUUAUAGGAAAAUUUUGGUAAAAUGCUACCGCUGCUUCUUAUUCUUUCAUUUUGCAUCAUUAUUUAGAUUCCAUUCCGCAAAUGCUAGGUGAGUUUAGGGUGUUAUUGU